AUGUCUCUCUCCGACCUCCACGACCGACUGGAUGACAUCUGGGCAAGCUAUCUAGAGCACCUGGACAACUACACCAAGGCACAGAAGCUCCUGCAAAAGCAUAUGAUCGCUGGCUUCCUCUCACUGGCACGGGCGAACUUCAACUCCAGAGAUGGUGUCACUCGAUACGGGAAGGACUUCUACCAUGAGCGGGCGGUGGCGAGCAGGCGAGCGGCAGUGUGGACUGACGGACCCAACGGGAAAGUGGAAGUCGAGCUCGUGUCCUGGAGAGAAGAGCCCAAGGACGAGCCAGCGUCAAAAGACGAAGAUCAGAAAGAUGAUCCUACGGAGGCAAAGCAGCAGCCUUCACCUCCUGCAACGCCUGAGCCGACUACCAAGCAAAGCGAUGAUACCGAUGCCGACACAUCGCAUGAAUCGGAUGGCAAAGCAUCAGCGAACAAGUCUUCGACCUCAACAACAAAACUACCCCUAGCCUCGGAUCCUUUGCGUUGGUUUGGGAUCCUCAUCCCACGAGAGCUGCGGUCCGCUCAUACGUCGUUCUGCGCUGCCCUUGAUGAGGCGGCGGUGGGGGCUAUCAAUGCCACUCGAAGUAUGAGGAAGUGUGAGGUUGAAGUUAGGAAGUUAAGGAAGGACAUUAAGAGAGCCGAGAAGGUGGCCAAUAGUGGUAAAGAAGAAGCUCGAUCAUGA
Molecule: messenger RNA, 687 nt
Organism: Saxophila tyrrhenica
Lineage: Eukaryota; Fungi; Ascomycota; Dothideomycetes; Mycosphaerellales; Extremaceae
Exons: 1
Coding region: 1-687 (228 amino acids)
Biological process (GO): vacuolar proton-transporting V-type ATPase complex assembly
Cellular component (GO): Vma12-Vma22 assembly complex
Source: RefSeq, a predicted model, not a curated record